ACAUUAUUAUCCCACCGGUAAACAAAUCGUUUAUCUCACGACAGGAGACAGUAACCCUAAUGUCGAACGGGCAUGAACCCAAGAAGAAGACAGUAGCACCAUUACGCGCCAAGAGUCAUCUGAAACACCCACAACCCUAGAUCUUCUGAAGUUUCGAAUUUCAAGAUGUUCUCGAUUGCAGCGAUCAAUGAUACAGAAUCAAGAGACCAGUGGGAGCCUUUGGCUCCGAGCAAAGAAGCUCAGGAAUUUCAUCUUUCUCAGACAUAUCAUGACGGCCUUCUCAAGCUUCAAGCGAAAGAGUAUGAAAAGGCUCGAGAGCUGUUAGAAUCCGUCCUCAAGGAUCCUCUUAUAGCCAAUGCUAAAGUCGAGACUACUACUGCCAGCGACAGUCAUCUACAUCAUCUCAGAUUUUUGUCCCUGAAAAACCUUGCUACUGUGUUCCUUGAGUUAGGUUCAGAUCAUUAUGAAAGUGCUCUGAACUGUUAUCUUCAAGCUAUAGAAAUAGAUGCAAAAGACUCUGUGCUGUGGAAUCAUCUUGGAACCUUAUCUUGCUCAAUGGGAUUGCUGAGCAUUUCACGUUGGGCAUUUGAACAGGGACUUCUCUGCAGUCCCAAUAACUGGAACUGCAUGGAGAAACUUCUGGAAGUCCUCAUUGCCAUUGGUGAUGAAGUUUCCUGUCUUUCAGUCGCAAAUUUGAUUUUGAGGAACUGGCCAUCUCAUUCUCGUGCUUUGCAUGUUAAACAUACUAUUGAAGAAACAGAUUCAGCUCCUUUUGCUCCCAAGGGAAUAGAUAAGCUUGAACCUAAGCAUGUUCGUUUGAAAUUUCUCGGCAAGAGAAAGGCAUCCGAAGUAAAUCAGGAUGAGGGCACUGCCAAAAAGCUGAAAGAAAGUGUAGAACUUGAACUUUCUGAAGCUUCAUGGGUGGCCCUAAUUAAUGCUCUACUUGGAAUACUACAUCCAUCUAGUGAAACUGUGGGCAGAUCAGCUGAUGUACCAGUAAGCAUUGAGUUUCCUUUUGCCACAGAAACUGCAAUGCAAGUUUUGGAGAAGAAGGGUCAUCCUUCGAAUUCAGAUUCUAGUACGAUGCAUAUCAGGGAUUCCAAUGCUGAGUGGGGAAAAGGUGGUACGUCUAAAGUAAAAGAGUCCGUGUUCUCAGAAGAACACCCACAGGAGAGGCGGAGUACUCGUCUCGAAAGGCUUAGAAACCAGAAACCUGAGAAGGAUGGACUAGAAUUUGACAGUAGUAAGGAUCAGGAUCCUGCCAGAGGCAUCCUUCAAUAUCUAAAGACCUUUGUCCGUGAAAAACAAGGAACCGUUGAUUCUGUUGGUUCUUCUGGUUAUUCCUGUCUCAGCCAAACUAGUCUGUUUUGCGAACACAACGAUGUUGCUUCUUUUGUGAGGGUAGCAUCAAAAAACUGUGGUGCUUACCAUAUUAGUCACUUGCUCCUAGAGUUUGUUGCUAGUAAAUGCAAAACUCUUGUGUCUCAUAAUGCCAUCAUCAAACUUUUGGAGUUGGAAAAGCUCACAAGGCAUUGGGGACGAGAUCGGAAACCAGAAUGCAGUCUUUUUCUUGCUGAGCUGGUGUAUGACCUCGGUUCUAUGCCUUCAGAUUGUCCUGAUCAGUCGUCACCCAUGAUAGAAGUAUCAUAUCAUCUCUGUAAGAUAAUUGAAUCUGUUGCUCUUGAUUAUACUAUUGACUCUACAUCAGUCUCUUGGGAGGAGAGUUUUUUGGACACUUCAUUGAAGAGUUCUCAGGGUGAUAAGACCACUGGGAAAGGGUUAGAUUCUGAUAUGAGAUCCUUCUGGGCUCGGUUCUUCUGGCUGAAUGCACAGUUAUCAAUCUCUGAGGGUAAUAAAGCUAAAGCUCUCAAUGAAUUGUUGAAUUGUUCUUCAUUGUUGGUAAAGGAAGGUGCUGAUGAAUUGCCUUUCCAAAUUCAUCUGCCUCAUUGCAGAAACAUUGGUCAGUUGAACAUCAAUCUGAUCGUACAUCAUAUAAAUUUGCUGAAGAUUGAUUUCCUGUUAGAGAAAACUAUAACUGAGAUGAUCGAGAAAGAAGCUUAUUCAGAGUGUGUAGAUUUACUUGCACCACUUCUGUUUUCAAGUAAAGUAAUGUCUCCUGCUCCUCUUGCUGUCCAUAAGGAUGAAGGGAUCUCCUCUGCUGAAUUAUCGGCUCUGGAUGUUCUAAUUAAAGCAUGCCAGAAGACUAAACCUAUGGACAUCGAGGUGUUUUUGAACUGUCACAGAAGAAAAUUGCAACUACUCUUGGAAAUUAGUGGCAUGGAUGAAUGUUUUGUGUCAUGCAAACCCUCGUAUAAAAGUUCAAUAGAAAACUCAAGUGAGAGGUGGAGUCACUUGGUGGCAGAGGAAAUCAAGGCAAUUUUGAUAUGUAUCUCUCAAGUAAAGAACUUCCUUGACCAGUCAAGAUCAAUAGGCUCUAAUGGAGUGGUUAUCCCGAAAAAUUGCAUAGCUGAUAUACAAUCUUCACUUUUGACAGUCAUGUCAAGUAUUGUGAGACAGUUCCUUGCUAAGAAAUGUUCUGAUUCUCAAAAUACUGACGCAACUGAAGAAAAUCAGAAAUCCUGUUUUCUGGAUGCAGCUAUUGUAUUCUGUAAACUUCAACACCUUGAUUCUACCACACCGACUAAAUCUCAGGUCGAGUUGAUCAUAGGAUUUCAUGACUUGCUUGCUGAGUAUGGGCUUUGCUGCGCUGGUGAAAAUGGCGAGGGUGAGCAAGGAGCUUUCCUCAGGUUUGCUAUUAAGGAUCUUUUUGCGAUGGAUGUCAAAGUUAAGCCCAAUAUUAGCUCUUCCGAUGGGCUUGGAAAUGAUUCUGCCUUACAUGACAAAUUAUCUGAAACUGAAUCAAAAUCACUGGUGAUGGAGAUAGAUAGUGAGAAAAAUGAAGAGGACGAGGCUGCAUCUAUUAGGGAGGAUGAUUCUGAAGGGAAAAUUGAUAGGAACGGAGAACAGCUAGAACAAGAAAGCAAACAGAUUCCAGAAAAUGGGAAAGAACUUUCGGAAGAAGAGAAGGAGGAACUUGAGUUGUUAAUUGAUAAUGCUUUAGAUCAAUGCUUUUUCUGCUUGUACGGUCUGAAUCUUAGAGUUGAUACCUCAUACGAAGACGAACUUGCCGUGCACAAAAACAGUAGUCGUGGAGAUUAUCAAACCAAGGAACAAUGUGCUGAUGUUUUUCAAUAUGUACUGCCGUAUGCCAAGGCUUCUUCUAGAACUGGACUGGUCAAACUCCGGAGAGUCUUGCGAGCAAUAAGGAAACAUUUUCAACAGCCACCUGACGAUAUCCUAGUUGGCAAUGUGAUAGACAAGUUCCUAGAUGACCCUAAGUUAUGUGAAGACAAGCUCUCAGAUGACGCUGGAUCUGAAGGUUUCCGAGGAAUCAUGACUAAAUUAAUUCUUCCUGGGGGAAGUCUCAAACAGUACAGGGCAACAUUGCUGCGAAGCUCUGGCUCAUAUAUGGAUGUCUACCGAAACUUGUAUUAUUUCUUAGCUCAGUCAGAGGAAAUAAGUGCUAGCGAUAAAUGGCCUGGUUUUGUGCUCACCAAAGAAGGAGAAGAAUUUGUCCAGCAGAACGCAAUUCUCAUCAAAUAUGAUCUACUCUAUAACCCUCUACGGUUUGAGAGCUGGGAAAAGCUUGCCAAUAUUUAUGACGAGGAAGUAGACUUGUUGCUAAAUGACGGGAGUAAGCACAUAAAUGUUACAGCAUGGAGGAAGAAUGCUGCUCUGUCCCAAAGGGUUGAAACAAGUAGAAGAAGAAGCAGACGUUGUUUGUUAAUGAGUCUAGCCUUGGCAAAGACACCUGAUCAGCAGGCUGAGAUACAUGAGCUGCUGGCAUUGGUAUACUAUGACAGCCUUCAGAGUGUUGUGCCCUUUUAUGACCAGCUGUCUGUUUUACCCUCCAAGGAUGCAAAUUGGGCAACAUUUUGUGAGAACUCAAUGAAACACUUCAAGAAAGCCUUUUCACAUAGGCAAGAUUGGUCACAUGCAUUCUACUUGGGGAAACUCAAUGAAAAGCUUGGUGAAUCAUAUGAGGUCUCAUUAUCAUGGUAUGACAAAGCUAUGGCCUUGAAUCCAUCAGCGGUGGACCCUGUGUAUAGAAUGCAUGCCUCUCGCCUGAAGCUUCUAAAUGCUUGUGGAAAACAAAACAUAGAAGCCUUAAAGGUUCUCGCUUCUUAUUGCUUUGAUGGAUCUAUAAAGGAUACCGCAAUGACGAUCAUUGGUACAAUGACUUCUGGUACUUCUCAUGUGUCGGAAGAAGCUCAAGAUAGGAACCUAGAAGCAAGUAAUGCUAAAAAAAGAGAGGGGUCAAUUCAGAUGGAAGGGGUGUGGCAUAUGCUUUACAACGAUAGCCUCUCUGCCUUAGGAAUCUGCGUAGAGGGGGAUCUUAAACAUUUUCACAAGGCAAGGUACAUGCUUGCCCAUGGGCUGUACAAAAGGGGAGGCAGUAGUGAUCUGCAGAGAGCAAAAGAAGAGCUUUCUUUUUGUUUCAAGUCAUCUCGUUCAAGUUUUACCAUCAACAUGUGGGAGAUUGAUGGCAUGGUGAAAAAAGGAAGGCGCAAAACUCUGGGUUUGGCGGGGAACAAGAAGGCUCUUGAAGUUAACCUCCCAGAAAGCUCACGGAAAUUCAUUACUUGCAUCCGCAAGUACUUAUUGUUCUAUUUGAAACUACUGGAAGAAACUGGAGACAUCAGCACAUUAGAGCGUGCGUACAAUUCUCUUCGAUCGGAUAAGAGGUUCUCGUUAUGCAUUGAAGAUCUUGUACCAGUUGCGAUAGGAAGAUACAUCAAUACACUGGUUUCCUCGAUGAGUCAAGGUGAGUCUGCUGGAUCCAAAUCCCACCCUGACAGUCAGUUGGAGAAGAUAUUUUCAUUGUUUCUAGAACAAGGAAGCAUAUGGCCAGAGAUUUGCAAUUUGCCUGAAACAAGAGGUCCGGAAAUGUCCGAGAGCAGCUUAAACGGAUAUCUCCACCGAUAUAUUGUAUCUCUUGUGCUAAAUAACAAGGUUGAGACCCUGGAAACAAUAAAUGAAAAGUUCCGAAAGCGUUUCAAGAACCCAAAGUUGUCACAUAGCAGCUCUGCUAAAGUUGGAAGGCAUGCUUCUCUUGCUUGGUGCCGAUCCCUGAUAAUAAGCUUGGCUUCGAUCUCUCCCUUACAGCACAUAUCCCCAGCAGAAACUCAAGCAAUAAACCCAUCAUAUGGUUUUCUGGAAAAUAGACGGAUACUUUGUGUAGACAUUCAGCCAGAAGAAUUGUGGAGUUGUUCAUUUGAGGAUUCCACACAGUCACUAAUGCUCGAGUCAAAAUGGCGCCCACUUUUGUCCAAGAUCAAGAACAUAAUAAUCUCCAAGAAAGCUUCAGACGAGAAUAUGGACAUUGCCAAUUCUUUACUUAGAAGUUGUUACAAUUUCUUCCGGGAAACCUCCGUGAUGACGCUUCCUUCUGGUGUCAACCUCUAUUUGGUACCACCUCAUUUAGUAACUGGAGGACAAAUACUUCCAGGCAUGGAAGGAGUGGAAGUUGUCGAUGUAAGCAUCCCAAGGAAGCUUCUUCUCUGGGCUUACACACUGUUCCAUGGCCAUUGUCCAAGCAUCUCUCAGGCCGUGAAAUAUAUGGAAGAAAAUGCCAAGCCAAAGAUGAAGAGAGGAGCUGCAGCUUCAUCAGCAAUUCCAUCUGCUAAUACGGGUACUCCGAGAGAAGGAACAAGCCAUCACGGUGGAAGCUGUGAACCACCCGAGCCAUCCCCCGCAAAGAGCGUGCAAGCGGCAGGGGUGGGGGAAGAGGGUAUUGGUGGCACAAACCAUCCGGCUUCAUCAUCGUCCAUGGAGAUCCAAAGGAGCCUCUCAGUGGCUCCUCAGCUUCAGCAUUGCAACAGUGUGGCUUCAGAGAAGAGAAAUGCUACUGAUCCUUAAGCUUUACCCUCACUUUUUAUCCUUUUUUUUUUGUUUUUGUAGCUUUUGUUCACGGAAAAGAAUUAGAGAAUGCGUUCGUAACAUGUCAUAGUUUUAAUCAUUAUAAGUUUAAAUUCUCACAUUUCUUUUGUUCUAAUCAUAUGAUGUCAUGAAAAAUUA
This is a messenger RNA of Tarenaya hassleriana, 6078 nucleotides long. RefSeq lists its product as uncharacterized. The transcript has 20 exons. Gene Ontology annotation, biological process: chromatin organization. The record is from RefSeq and is a predicted model, not a curated record. Gene Ontology annotation, molecular function: protein binding; nucleosome binding. Bases 166 to 5919 code for a protein of 1917 amino acids. Gene Ontology annotation, cellular component: nucleus. NCBI's taxonomy places the organism in Eukaryota, Viridiplantae, Streptophyta, Magnoliopsida, Brassicales, Cleomaceae.